AUGGACAUCAUCAUCACCGAGCAGCCAGUCUCCGUCUCCGUCCCCGUGGGAUACUCCUUCACCCUGCGGUGCAAAGCCGAGGGACGCACGUCCCUGCGGUACCAGUGGUUUUGCCAGCAGCGGUCUGUCUGCCGCCAGAUUCCUGGUGCCACCAAGCAAGAAUUGCCCAUCACUGCACAGCAGACCCAACUCUACACUUGCAGAAUCAAUGACCUCUACAGAAAUGUCGUCUUCUCUGACUGGGUGAAGGUGGAGGUCCAUCAGUGUGUCGCCAGAGGACUGCCCCCUCAGCUCUGGCGAGGAGAACCGGUCAUUGUCCUUAACCCCACCGAGCAGAGGGUGGAGGUGGGGAAGCCGCUACAGCUGCAGUGUGCUGCCAUGGGGUUCCCAGCCCCCAGCUACCAGUGGUACCGGAAUGGGAACCCGCUGGAACAACAGAAGAAAAAAAAACUCUGGAUCACCCAUGCAAAGGUCAGCGACUCUGGCACGUACCUCUGCUGUGCCUCCAAUACCCACGGAGAGCACUGGACCAAUGCCGUGGAUAUCCACAUAGGUACGUGUCGCUCUGAAAAGUUUUUUGCUACAGGCAAGAUAGCACUUUUAGUGGGCAACAACCGCUACCAGCAUCAUCCCAACCUCAUGGCUCCUGUCACGGAUGUGUUUGAGCUGAGUCUUCUUCUGCAGCAGCUGAACUUCCAGGUUGUCUCCCUUCUGGACCUGAACAAGGCUGAGAUGGUGACAGCAGUCAGUCAGUUCCUGCAGCUCCUGGGGAAGGGAGUCUACGCUAUAUUCUACUAUGCUGGUCACGGCUAUGAACAUUUGGGGAGGAACUACAUGGUCCCCGUUGACGCUCCACAACCCUACUCCCCUGAGAACUGCAUCAGCGUGCAGAGGAUCCUCCAGAAGAUGCAGCAGCAGCGGACGGCCCUGAACCUCAUCCUGCUGGACACCUGCAGGAAAUGGUACAACCCAGAGUGUGCCCUCUCCCAGGUACAGCCGCUGGAGCCCUGGGGCAAUACCGUUUACGGCUACGCCACGAGCGAAGAUGCGGAAGCCUAUGAGUUGCAGGAUGGGGAGUUCAGCUCUGGGAUCUUCAUGAAAUAUCUGAAGAAACAUAUUCUGCAGGAGAAGAAGGUUACACACAUGCUGGACGAUGUGUUAGAAGAUAUCGGCCGGGAUCCCUUGGUCACUGGGAAGCAGGUGAUGGAGAUCAAACACACUCUGAAGGAAGCUCGGUCCCUGACGGACCCGAUCUACCCCUUGGGGGCAGCUGCUGAGCGCUGGGGACGCAGCCACGAGCCGCUGAGCAAAACCGUGACCUUCCCCUGUGGGGCGCAGGUGAAACUCUGCUUCCACUGGCUCUUCUCCAAUAUGAUGUAUGUGUGCGCCAAGCUGCAGCCUCUCCCGGCCCACAUCACUGACGCCCAUCUCCUGCUCUGCCAGCCCACCGAGACGGUCGAAGCAGCCACCCUGCAAGAGAGCUGCCCGGACCACGUGGAGUCUCUGCUCGCCUCUGUGUACAAGCGGGAGGAGCUGGACUGCGUCUUCCAGCUCUGUGGACUACAGAAAAUUCAGACGGAUGUGGUCCUGCAGUUGGAUUUGCAUUACACCCAGCUGAGCACAAAGCAGAGGACUUGUGAAAGCCUGCAGACAACCCUUCAGAAAUCUCUGCUAGGGCAGUUUUUCAGCCAGAGCAAUUGCUCCCAGCCAAACCAUCCGAGAACUCCUGCCCGCGCAGGCAGCGUGUGCCUCCAGGAUGCAUCGGUGCUGAGCACGGUCCCGAAGGGGCAAACAUCUCUGAGGACAGGCUCUGGCCACAACUUGCCCAGCAGCAACCCCUGCAGCUCCAGCAUCGAGCCAGAGGAGAACGACGAGAGCGACCUGAGCGAACUUUGCUCGGCAGUGCUCCGGGCUGGCCCGGGGCAGGACGACCCCUGA
Molecule: messenger RNA, 1938 nt
Organism: Charadrius vociferus (killdeer)
Lineage: Eukaryota; Metazoa; Chordata; Aves; Charadriiformes; Charadriidae
Product: mucosa-associated lymphoid tissue lymphoma translocation protein 1-like
Exons: 14
Coding region: 1-1938 (645 amino acids)
Biological process (GO): proteolysis
Molecular function (GO): cysteine-type endopeptidase activity
Source: RefSeq, a predicted model, not a curated record